Messenger RNA from Bipolaris zeicola 26-R-13, 2112 nucleotides. RefSeq lists its product as uncharacterized. Gene Ontology annotation, biological process: phosphatidylinositol dephosphorylation. The transcript has 2 exons. Lineage: Eukaryota; Fungi; Ascomycota; Dothideomycetes; Pleosporales; Pleosporaceae. Gene Ontology annotation, molecular function: phosphatidylinositol-4-phosphate phosphatase activity. The record is from RefSeq and is a predicted model, not a curated record. Gene Ontology annotation, cellular component: endoplasmic reticulum. The coding region runs from base 1 to 2112 and encodes 703 amino acids.
AUGAGCGUCGCCCUCCCCUACCGCGAUAUCAACGUGCACUCGUCGCCCUCGCACUAUGCCUUCUCAUCUCCCUCGUCCCCCUCGGCGCCCACACUCGUCGUCGACCGCCCAUCGGGCGACAUGCGCCUGCAUGAUGGCAAGUUGCUGGGUUCUAAACGUGUCUCGAGCAUCGCCGGCAUCCUGGGCAUGAUCAAGCUGCGCCUCGACAAGUACAUCAUUGUCAUCACAAAGGCAGAGCCCGUUGGUCGUAUAAAAGGCCACAUGGUCUACCGCAUUGUUUCCACCGAGUUCCUGUCCCUGCGCGAGAAGCCUCUGCACGACGUUGAUGAGGACAACUAUCUCAAUCUGCUCAAGACGCUCCUCAAGACAUCCCCACUGUACUUUUCCUACUCGUUCGACAUCACAAACACCUUCCAGCGCCAGGCCCACCUCGACCCCUCGACGCCCCUCUGGAAGCGCGCCGACGACCGCUUCUACUGGAACCGCUUCGUCUCCAGCGACCUCAUUGACUUUCGCGGCGGCCUGAGUGGCGGAUAUGGAAGGCACUCGGCCGGCCACCAGCCCGGCGCAGACCCCUACAUCCUGCCCGUCAUGUAUGGCAUGCUAGAGAUUAAGAGGACAUCUAUCAAGGGUACUCCUCUCACCUUCAUUCUCAUUACCCGCCGGUCCCGCCUCAAGGCCGGCACAAGAUACUUUUCGCGCGGCAUCGACGAGAACGGCAAUGUAUCCAACUUCAAUGAGACGGAACAAAUCAUUAUACUCAACGACAAUGCUUCGGGUGGGCCUGGCGGCUUCGGCUCAACCCAGAAUGGAACAGCGGGUGGCAAUGCUGGCAAGGAGACACAGGUUCUCGCCUAUGUGCAGACAAGAGGAAGUGUGCCCGUCUACUGGGCUGAGAUCAACACGCUCAAGUACACACCCAAGCUGCAGGUCCGCGGCAUUGAGAGCGCGCUGCCAGCGGCAAAGAAGCACUUUGCUGAGCAGAUCCGCCUCUACGGCGACAACUGGAUGGUCAACCUGGUUAACCAAAAGGGCCGCGAGCAGCGCGUCAAGGAGGCAUACGAGCAAAUGGUCCAGAUGCUGCACACGUCCCCUGCUGAAAACGUCGAGGGGGAUCGCAUUACCCCUGAAAAGUUCCACAUUAUUGAUCCGGCGCGGGCCCAAACGGUAUACGACCGCCUGCACUACAUCUACUUUGACUUUCACAACGAAACAAAGGGCCUGCGAUGGGACCGGGCCAAGCUGCUGCUGAACCAGCUGGAGCCGCACAUUGUCAAGCAUGGCUACUUUUGCGGCGUCGACAUGCCCGGUGAUGCAGGUGGUGUCGAGGUCCGCCGCCACCAGACGGCCGUGGUGCGAACAAACUGCAUGGACUGUCUGGACCGCACAAACGUGGUGCAGAGCAUGCUGGGUCGCUUUGUCCUCUCGCGCAUGCUCAUUGACUUGGGCAUAAUGCGCGAGGGCGAGAGCGCAGAGGAAGACGCUGCGUUCGAGCAUCUUUUCCGCAACAUCUGGGCUGACAAUGCCGACGUCGUGUCCAAAUCCUACUCUGGCACCGGUGCCCUUAAGACAGACUUUACGCGCCUGGGUGUGCGUACCAAGCAGGGUGCGCUGCAGGAUCUCAACAACUCGAUUACGCGGUACUGCCUGAACAAUUUCAGCGACGGGCCUCGCCAGGAUGCUUUUGAUUUGUUCCUGGGUAAUUAUCUUCCCAGCGACUCGGGCAUGGGCGGGCAGCUCCUGUUUGCCGACCGUCGGCCCUUGUUUAUCCAGUCGAUACCGUACAUUCUCGCCGCGAGCAUCUUCUUGAUCCUCGUCAGCACUUUCACUCGACGCGCACCUGAUGCGGCAAUGUGGCCAAUCCGUCUUUUGCUGCUGCUAUCGCUUGUUACAGCUGCGGCGUGUUUCAACUUUAUCUGGGCCAACGGUACUCUUUAUGUCAACUGGCCCAAACUCAACCGCCAACCCCCGCAAAUCGAGGCUUUCCAGGAUACGCUGGCCAAAGUGUCGCAGAGCAGCAUGGUGGGACCACUUGUGGGUACAAAGCAUGAGAGGGGCAAGAGCGACGCGAGGUUAUUGGGAUUGGAAGAGGGAAAGAAGAGGAUCGAGUAG